AAGAAGAUGGUCUUCUCUCUGUAGGUGGGUGAUGCCAAGCACAGCCAUGAAGAAAAAGGUGCUGCUGAUGGGUAAAAGUGGGUCUGGGAAGACCAGCAUGAGGUCCAUUAUCUUUGCAAACUACAUCGCCAGGGACACACGGCGCCUGGGUGCCACAAUUGAUGUGGAGCACUCCCAUGUCAGAUUUCUAGGAAACCUGGUAUUAAACCUUUGGGACUGCGGAGGACAGGACACCUUUAUGGAGAACUACUUCACCAGUCAGCGGGACAACAUCUUCCGCAACGUAGAAGUCCUCAUCUAUGUCUUUGAUGUAGAGAGCCGUGAACUGGAGAAGGACAUGCACUACUACCAGUCCUGCUUGGAGGCAAUUCUUCAGAAUUCUCCUGAUGCAAAGAUCUUUUGCCUAGUGCACAAGAUGGACUUGGUGCAGGAGGAUCAGCGGGAUUUGAUUUUUAAAGAGCGUGAGGAAGACUUGAAGCGCCUUUCCCGUCCCUUGGAAUGUGUUUGUUUUAGAACUUCCAUCUGGGAUGAAACGCUUUACAAGGCUUGGUCCAGUAUAGUCUAUCAGCUGAUCCCCAAUGUCCAGCAGCUGGAAAUGAACCUGAGGAACUUUGCUCAGAUCAUCGAGGCAGAUGAAGUGCUUCUGUUUGAGAGAGCCACUUUCCUGGUCAUUUCUCACUAUCAAUGCAAAGAACAGCGGGAUGUCCACAGAUUUGAGAAAAUCAGCAACAUUAUUAAACAAUUCAAGUUAAGUUGCAGUAAGCUGGCAGCUUCUUUCCAGAGCAUGGAGGUCAGGAACUCUAACUUUGCUGCUUUCAUCGACAUCUUUACAUCAAAUACAUACGUGAUGGUGGUUAUGUCGGACCCUUCAAUACCUUCUGCGGCUACGCUGAUCAACAUCCGCAAUGCCAGAAAACACUUUGAGAAGCUGGAGAGAGUGGAUGGACCAAAGCACAGCCUGCUCAUGCGCUGAACGUUGGCCAAGGCACAUGGUCUUUGGGGGGAGAAAAAAUGAAUUGGAACUACUUAUUUUUAGGAGAAUCUAACAAUGUCGAUGUCUUUGUUGGGCUUUGAAAUGAGUGUGCUGCUUUAUUUUUUCUCCUUUUAACGUUGGACACUAGUCGCUCGGAGGAUGUCUUGGAUACACUGCGGACCUUCAGAAGAGACUUCCCUGGCGUAUGUGGGGUUGGGAAGAAGCGAGGACGGGUGAUGCACGCAUGGUCUCCUACUCCUGGUUGUCGUGGUGGCACGUGGCAGAGCCGUUUGGGAUGUUUUGCUCCCGGGUGAUCGUAUAAGUCACAGGAAUGGAAUAUUUACUGUUUUAUUGGUUGGUCGCUAGAAUACGUUUAUAAAUUUCUCCUUGUCUUCAGUCAUGAAAAUAAAUUUUUUGCUACCAGGGAUUUCGGAUCCUAGAGCUUUGGAAAGCGGGUUUUCUUCCUUCUAAAACCUUGGGCACCUUUGGCAAGCGGAUGUGCGACAGCUGCCUUUCUCCCUUCACAUUACGGGGGCGGGCAUUGAGUGAAGGCCAUGCCAGAGUUUCAUUUUGGAUAAUCUAUUUUUUUUUUUUUUUUAAAUCUUCCUCACCACGCAGAGGCAAAAUUCACUCAGCCGGUGAAGCAGUCGGGCCGGCGUUGGCCUCUUCGCACUUGCCAAAGCGACGGAAAGACCACGGUAGAUAAAAAAAGGGGCCAAAGACCCUGAUUGCUGAAGCAUGGAGGUAGUCCUGGCGUGCCUGGGCGCCCUCCUGGUGAGCCAGGAGGGGCUGGCGCGGGCACGGAGGGGCUCUGGAACGGGCUCCGUGCGGGCGGUGUGUGCACGAGCUGUGUUAGUGACGGUGGCCACGAGCCGCUUGGGCGCUGUUGGGCACCCACGUUUCUUGACGUUGCUGUCUAUUUUGUAAUGGAUAUUUUUUUUUUUUGUGUGCAUUUCCAUUAAACCUAG
Molecule: messenger RNA, 1941 nt
Organism: Egretta garzetta (little egret)
Lineage: Eukaryota; Metazoa; Chordata; Aves; Pelecaniformes; Ardeidae
Product: ras-related GTP-binding protein A
Exons: 9
Coding region: 32-973 (313 amino acids)
Biological process (GO): cellular response to starvation; cellular response to amino acid stimulus; regulation of autophagy
Cellular component (GO): lysosome; nucleus; Gtr1-Gtr2 GTPase complex
Molecular function (GO): GTPase activity; GTP binding
Source: RefSeq, a predicted model, not a curated record